GACAGUAUUUAGGGUACAGUUCUGAAUAUGAUAAUAUCUCUGUGCCCCAAGGUAUUAGGUAACAGCUUGCUGAAGUUUUAUUACCGAAGAUCAUACAAUUGAUAUGGAAAUGGGAAGAGAACAGGCUCGAUUUGAAGAUAUCAGGCAGUUCUUAUUCAGCCUUUUCUUCAAGCAGUUGCUUUAACAACUCCUUUUCUCUCUCAGUCCUUCAUGGUGAGCGAGAGCAAGACCCUGCUGAAGGAGACCCUCAUGCCAGUGUACGUGGCGCCUGAGGAUGAGCAGCUGCUUUACAUGUAUGAGGAGGUCAAGCAGGCCGCAGCUACCCGAACCUCAUCUAUAUUUAUCCGAGUCCUUCGAAGUAUGAUCACAGCUACAGCCUUUCAGAUCUUAGUAAGCAACAACGCCCCCAUCAAGGCUAUCACUGACAACUCUAUAAUCACACUGGAGGGAGUGCUUCCAGGAACAGGAGAAGAUGUACCCACUAUUGUCAUCACUGCCCACUAUGAUUCAUAUGGGCUAGCCCCGUGGUUGUCUUAUGGAGCAGACUCUAAUGGCAGUGGGGUCACCAUCCUGCUGGAACUAGCACGACUCUUCCAGAAGCUUUAUAGCAGUUCAAGCACCAGACCACCAUAUCAUUUAAUGUUCUCCUUGACUGGAGGAGGAAAAUACAACUUCCUUGGCACAAAGAGAUGGAUUGAAGAGAAUCUGGACCACGCAGAGUCCAGCCUGCUCCAUGACAAUGUGGCAUUUGUUCUGUGUUUGGAUACACUGGCCAGCGGCGAUGAACUGCACAUGCACGUGUCCCGCCCUCCUAAACCUGAAAGUCCCAUGCACACUUUCAUUCAUCACUUGGAGGAGGUAGUUUCCUCCAGAUUUCCCUGGGUGAAGGUGGGUUUGGUCCAUAAGAAGAUCAAUCUUGUGGAGUCCACAGUAGCCUGGGAGCAUGAGCGCUACAGUCUGCGCAGGAUCCCUGGUUUCACUCUGUCUCAUCUGGAGGACCCCAAAUCUGAGCUGCGUGGCUCCAUACUAGAUACAAUGUCACAAGUGGAUUUCAGGAAAAUGAAGCGUAAUGGCAUCAUCAUAGCAGAAGCACUGGCACAGUACAUGUACAAUCUCUCUGACAAGGGUUCACCCAAAGAUGUGCAGGUUUUUAGGGGCCAAAUGGAGUUUCAGGACAGUCGCAUGUCCAGUCUGAUGUCCUUCCUGACGUCAGUCCCCCGGGCAACCCAGCUGUUGGAUAAGGAGCCCAGUCACAUCCUGAUGGUCAACUCGCUGGAGCAUGAAUUUAAACGCUACUUACAGCAAGUCCACAGACACAAUUUUCGACAGGACAAGAGGUAUCACAUGACAGUAAAAACAUACAGUAAAUAUAGUAUAUUCCCAACACAUUUCCUUCACAAACUAUUUUAA
Molecule: messenger RNA, 1410 nt
Organism: Lates calcarifer (barramundi perch)
Lineage: Eukaryota; Metazoa; Chordata; Actinopteri; Centropomidae
Product: Nicalin-1-like
Exons: 10
Coding region: 211-1410 (399 amino acids)
Biological process (GO): regulation of signal transduction
Cellular component (GO): endoplasmic reticulum membrane
Source: RefSeq, a predicted model, not a curated record